AGAGAAGCCAGCCACGGACUGAGGGCUGCCCAGCAGAACAUGGACCCCCGUGAAGAUCUGGAGAUGCCCGGCGGGGAGUCUCCUGACCCCAGGCGACUAGAGGCCGAUGAAGAGGCUCUAGGUGGAGAAUCGGAGAUGUGGCGCCCCAGGUUCCAGCUGCAGAGGAAAUACGUGGAGAGCAGCAACAGUGAACAGCAAGAUCGAAACAGAGUUUCUGAAGAACUUAUAAUGGUUGUCCAAGAAAUGAAGAAAUAUUUCCCAUCAGAGAGACACAGUAAGCCAAGCACUCUAGAUGCCCUCAACUAUGCCCUUCGCUGUGUACACAGUGUGCAAGCAAACAGUGAGUUUUUCCAGAUUCUCAGUCAAAGCGGAGCACCUCAGGCAGAUGUGACCAUGUACAGUCUUGAGGAGCUGGCCACUAUUGCUUCAGAACACACUUCCAAAAACACAGAUACCUUUGUGGCAGUGUUUUCAUUUCUGUCUGGAAGGUUAGUGCACAUUUCUGAACAGGCUACUGUGAUCCUGAAUUAUAAGAAAGAUUGCUUGGAGUCCUCUCAGUUUGUUGACCUGCUUGCCCCUCAAGACGUGCGGGUGUUCUACAUGCACACUGCCCGAGCUCAGCUUCCCUUUUGGAACAACUGGACCCAAAGAGCAGCGUCGCAGUACGACUGUGCUCCUGUGAAAUCCUUCUUCUGCAGGAUCCGUGGAGGAGAAGGCAGAAGAGAGCAAGAGAAAUAUUACUCCCCAUUCCGGAUUAUUCCCUACUUGAUUCAUGUACGUGGCUCUGCCCACCCAGAGCCGGAACCUUGCUGUCUCACGCUGGCGGAAAAGAUUCACUCUGGUUACGAAGCUCCUAGAAUCCCAGUGGAUAAAAGAAUUUUUACCACAACACACACCCCAGGGUGUGUUUUUCUUGAAGUAGAUGAAAGAGCGGUGCCUUUGCUGGGUUAUCUACCUCAGGACCUGAUCGGAACAUCGAUCUUAACAUACUUGCACCCAGAAGAUCGUUCUCUGAUGGUUGCCAUACACCAAAAAGUCUUGAAGUAUGCAGGCCAUCCUCCCUUUGAACAUUCUCCCAUUAGAUUUUGUACUCAAAAUGGAGAUUACAUCAUACUGGAUUCCAGUUGGUCCAGCUUUGUGAACCCUUGGAGCCGGAAGGUUUCUUUCAUCAUUGGUCGGCAUAAAGUUCAAACGAGUCCACUAAAUGAGGAUGUUUUUGCUACCAGAAUAAAAAAGAUGAACAGUAAUGACAAAGACAUAACAGAAUUACAACAACAAAUUCACAAACUUCUCUUGCAGCCCGUGCACGCGAGCGCUUCCAGCGGCUACGGCAGCCUGGGAAGCAGCGGCUCACAGGAGCAGCUCGUCAGCGCCGCGUCCUCCAGCGAGGCCAGCGGGCGCUGCGUGGAGGAGACGCACAGGGAGCCGAUGACCUUGCAGCAGGUCUAUGCCAGUGUAAACAAAAUUAAGAAUCUGGGUCAGCAGCUCUACAUUGAGUCAAUGACCAAAUCGUCAGUCAAGCCAGCGAUGGGGACACACACAGAACCUCUUGGUGGUGGUGAGUCAGCUAAUGGGCAAGAUGAGCAGAAGGCCUUUUCUUCUUUCCAGACAUUGAAAAAUAAUAGCCUAUGUACUGAGUCUUGUGAGGAUUUGAGGAAAGAUGAGCACAGCCCAUCCUAUCAACAGAUAAACUGUAUUGAUAGUGUUAUCAGAUACCUGAAGAGCUACAACAUUCCAGCUUUGAAAAGAAAGUGUAUAUCCUGUGCAAACACAACUUCUUCAUCCUCAGAAGAUGACAAACAGAACCUCAAGGCAGAUGAUGUCCAAGCAUUGCAAGCUGUCUCUCAGAUCCCAGCCAUACCUAAGUCAGAAAUGCCAACAAAUGAGUGGUCCACAGACGCUGAAGGAGGAGCUGCCCGGACCUUGUCCACCGCGGCGCUGGGCCUGGGCUCGGACGUGAGCCAGUGCAGUUACAGCAGCACCAUUGUCCACGUCGCACCCACGGAGCCAGCAGAGGAUGCUACCCUAGCGUGUGAGCCCUGGACCCUAAACACACAGCCGGUUCCUUUCACCCUGGAAGAAUUCAGAAGUGUAGGGCUCACAAAGGCUGUUCUGUCAGCCCACACACAGAAGGAAGAACAGAACUAUGUCGACAAAUUCCGGGAAAAGAUCCUGUCGUCACCCUACAGCUCCUAUCUUCAGCAAGAAAGCAGAAGCAAAGCUAAAUAUUCGUAUGUUCAAGGAGAUUCUACUUGCAAGCAGACAAGGUCAGCUGGUUGCAGGAAAGGGAAGCACAAACGCAAGAAGCUGCCUGUGCUGUUGGAUGGCAGCUCUGAAGCUGGCUCCAGUUCCCGUGCCAGGGGCGCACUUGGACACACGCAGCCCUGGUGCUCUUCCACUGCCUCCUGUCCCCAUGCCUCGGGCCCGGCACUCCCGUCUGCUGUGAUGAUUCCCAGCCAGGCCCCCUACCUCAUCCCAGCUUUCCCCCCCCCAGCCAUGGCCUCUCUGGGAAGAGAAUGUGCAGCGUCAGGAACUGCCCUGGAGCGUCUGCCUGAGCCGCCCUCCAGUGGCUUGCUGUCUCUUCCAGCACUCCCUUCUCCUCACUUGGACACUUUUAUGACCAUUUUCCUGCCUGAACCCCCCGUCUGUCCUCUGUUGUCAUCAUCACUCUUUCCAUAUCCAUUCUUGGGAGCAGCAGGCUUUUCUGAAAUAGCACCCUCAAUAUCAGCAGCGGCUCCAAACCUGGAGCCACCACCUGCAGUCACCGGCCCCAGGGGAGCUGAGGAAGAGUGGGAGACUCACAGUGGCGAGCACCCGUGCAUUAACUCAAGGGACAGCUCACCGUUGCAGCUGGACUUACUUCAGGAGGAGAUGCCCAGAUCUUCUGAAUUCUCAGAUCACGUGAAACGAGAUGUUUGCCCAGAAGCUGAGUAUCAACGUGUUACACACAAGAGCGGGAAUAAGCGUUCUGCUGCCAGGGAGCUGUCCAUGUUGUUACCGCACAGGGAGUCUCCACCUGGAGCUGGUUCUGCAGCGUCAGGUAGUGGGGUUAAAGAAGAAGUACUAAAAGAAGACCUAGAAAAGCUAGAAAGCAUGAGGCAGCAACAGCCCCACUUUUCUCAAGGGCAAAAGGAGGAGCUGGCCAAGGUGUAUUCUUGGGUUCAAAGGCAGACUGUCCCUCAAGAAAUAGACAUCCAAGGCUGUGUCACUUGUGAAGACAAAGAUUCGGUUGAUGAUGCCACCUGCGGUCAGAAUCUAGCAGAAGACAGCAGUUGAGUGACCGUGAAGAUGUACCCUCAUACCCUUUCCGAGACGUGUUGGACAAAUAGC
Molecule: messenger RNA, 3330 nt
Organism: Propithecus coquereli (Coquerel's sifaka)
Lineage: Eukaryota; Metazoa; Chordata; Mammalia; Primates; Indriidae
Gene: PER3
Product: period circadian clock 3
Biological process (GO): entrainment of circadian clock by photoperiod; negative regulation of transcription by RNA polymerase II; circadian regulation of gene expression
Cellular component (GO): nucleus; cytoplasm
Molecular function (GO): transcription corepressor binding; transcription cis-regulatory region binding
Source: RefSeq, a predicted model, not a curated record